Messenger RNA from Morone saxatilis (striped sea-bass), 1113 nucleotides. RefSeq names its product placenta-specific gene 8 protein-like. Lineage: Eukaryota; Metazoa; Chordata; Actinopteri; Moronidae. The record is from RefSeq and is a predicted model, not a curated record.
CUCAGCUAUGUCUCAACAGGUGGUCCAGGUCCAGCCGGAGAGCAGGGUUCAGGAGGCAGGUCAAUGGAGUACUGGCCUGUGUGAGUGCUACAAAGACGUGGGAGACUGCUGCUUUGCCCUGUGCUGCCUCCCAGUGUUUACCUGCAAGGUGACCAGUGCAGUGGGCGCGUGUCCCUGCCUGCCUCUGCUGGACUGUAUCAGCUGUGUACCACCGGCAUCCCUUGCCAUGAGGGCGUCUGUCAGGCAACGAUACGGCAUACAGGGGAGUGUGUGGAGUGACUGCUUGUACGGAUGCUGCUGCUAUCCGCUAUCUUGGCUCCAGAUCUCCAGGGAGCUGAAGAGAAGAGCAGCAUCUCACGCCUCCUCCUCCUCCUCAUCAGCCAGAUACACCGCUCUGACCUCCCUGCAGGGGGCGCACUUGGUCUAGACACACGCUGCGCUCCUCUCUCCUGGCCUCUCCUGCCGCCUGCCCUCCAGAGUGCAGGAGUAGAUUUAAUCACACUUCCUCUUUUCUGCAGCCACUCCCUGUUACCUCAGAGAUUUCAGCGGGGACACAAUGCGUCCCACAGAGAGGAAAGUUCAGUUUGAACCAAGAUGAAAUGAAAGAAGUAUGAUAAAACUAAUUUAAAUACUUGAGCAGGGUUAUUUUGAGUAACUAAUAAGCAUCUUAUAUUAUAUUCUUUCACUGGGGGAAAAUAACUCAGUACUGGACCUGAGUACACUUUUGAGGUACUUCUACUUCACUUGGGUAUUUCAAUCUUAUUUAUUACUUAUUUAUUAUUGCAUUUAUUUAAUUCUAUGUCACUAACUUUUUUUCACCUCUACAUGUAUCUGACAUAUGAGAAGUUUUAUAAAUAAUCUGUUGCUACAGAUUAAAUUAAACAGUGAUUCCCUUUUUCCCUGUGACUCCUUACAAUAAAUCAGUAGUGGGGCCAUUUAUCAUGUUUAAGAUGUCUAUGAGUUGUCAGCAGUUCUACAAACGAAUUCCCCUCUAAUAAUGUUGAUAUUUAAAUCACUGUUUGAGGUCCUAAAGGUAAAAAGAAAUCCCAAUAUUUCACAAAAAAAGAAGAAAAAAGCCUGAAAAAUGAAAACAGAGUUGUAUAGCAGAACUCU